AUGACAGAAAUUAUUAAUAAUCGUGAAAGUAGUAGUAGUAGUAGAAAUAUUGACAAUGAUAAACAUCCAUUAAAUAUCGUAGAGCACUCAAGAGAUCUAAAAUCAAAUUGUACAUUAUUCAUAGGUUUUACAAAGGAAAUCAAUCAACUAAAUAAUAAUAAUAAUAUAGAUUAUUAUUAUAACUGUGAAAUUAAUAAUAUAAAUGAAAUUGUUAUAAAUGAAAAUGUAUCGAAUGUUGUAUUUUCAUUGUGUUGUGUCAAUAAAAGAGUAUUCGAAUCUUGUGUUCUCUAUGAGAGAAUAGCUAGUUCGAAUGCCGAUACAUUGGAAUUUAGGUGUAAUGUUAGGUUGAAGGCUGGAUCGAUUCCCAGCAAUGUUACCACGAUUCACUUUAGUGAAGCUUUCAAUGAGGAGUUGGAAGUCGGUUGUCUUCCAGUGAAUCUGCGGCAUCUUGAGUUUAAAUGUGGAUUUACAAAGCUGUUGCGACCAGGUGUGCUACCUCCCAGCCUAAAGGUACUAAAGUUGAGAUACUACAACAAGAAGUUCCUACGUGGUGUACUACCGAAUGGUUUGGAGACACUCGAGUUCUUUUGUCGAGAUAGCAACAUCGACGACGCCGUGCUACCACCUACCUUACUGACACUCAGUGGUAUACCUAGCACCUGGCUCAAACACAUAAAGUCACUGACAAACAUUAGAAACAUUGCACUCUACCGACAAAAUACCAACAUUAACCUAAGCAACAUACCAAACACUGUAAUCGAUUACCAACUAGGAUUGUACAGUGACGAUUUCAAACUCACCGGUCAACUUCCAUCAUCAAUACAAUAUUUAGAUUUGGGAACAUGUGAAUUAGAUUCAUUUAUAAAUCAAAAUAAUAAUAAUAAUAGUAGUAAUAAUAAUGAUAAUAAUGUAAAUGAAGAACAAAAAGAUGAUUAUUAUUAUCAUUUUCCAGAUAAUCUGUUAAAUUUGGUUAUUGGAUUUUCAAGUUUGCAAAAGAUAUCUCCAGGGAUGAUACCAAACACAGUUAAAGACCUGACUUUAAGUGAUAACAUAAUACAUUCAUUGCAAGUUGGUUCGAUACCAGACUCUGUGGAAAUAUUAAGACUUGGAGGUAACUGUGAAAGUAUUCCAUCGAAUGUCAUUCCAGCAAGUGUAAAGAGACUUACAAUCAACAUUGAAUAUUUUUUGAACAAUACAAUCAAUAGCUUACCUGCAACAAUUGAAACAAUAGUUGUACAAUUUCAUAGACUCUCAAAUGUAUAUAGUUUUGACAUAAGAAGAAUAGAUAUUCAACAAAAUAACAAUAGUAACAAUAAUGAUGAAAAUGACAAUAUAAAUCCAAAUUAUCAAAGCAUUUUAAUGUUAGGUGGAAAAUCAGAUAUAGAAGGUGGAUUUAUAAAUAUGGAUAAUUUCCAAAAGCAAAUCAUUGAAAUUAUCAAUAAUAGAUUUAAAUAA
Heterostelium album PN500 is the source of this 1455-nucleotide messenger RNA. RefSeq names its product FNIP repeat-containing protein. The coding region runs from base 1 to 1455 and encodes 484 amino acids. The transcript is spliced from 3 exons. The record is from RefSeq and is a predicted model, not a curated record. NCBI's taxonomy places the organism in Eukaryota, Evosea, Eumycetozoa, Acytosteliales, Acytosteliaceae.